ACAUUCGUAAUCUGUAAGCAGAAGAUUUUUUGCUAUUUUAUAUCCAGUUUGGUGCGCUUUAGGUCGAUUUCCAUCUUCAGAGUAUUAAAAAAGAAUCUUUUCCUCUUGGACAGAUUUGGUCGGGAACAGAAUUAGACUAUUUUGGUGAAUUGAUGUUCGAUCAAAAGUGACGCUGACAUUGUUUUUUCAAACAAUCUGUUGUAACACGCAGUGAGAGAUUUUUAUUUGGAAGGAGAAAUAAUAUUCUGAUCCAAGAUGAAAGAGGAGUGGAGUAGUUUGUGGUCUGUGGCCUUGGCUGUCCUUGGUGUACUUGGUUUAUUUUUGGGGACGCAUCUGUGGAGGAACUUUACAGUACUUUCGUAUUACAAGAGGCGUAAUGUACCGUACAGCAAACCAGUCUUCAUAUUUGGCAACAUGCUGCCGAUGGUGUUGAAGAGAAAAUCAUUCGCCAAAUUCAUCCAGGAUUUAUACCAGGAAUUUCCGAACGCCCAAUACUCCGGUGCAUUUGAAUUUGCAAAUCCCGUCUACGUUCUGCGCGAUACCGAAUUGAUAAAAUCGGUAACCGUUAAGAACUUCGAUCACUUUCCCAAUCACAAACCCUUCGUGGAUGAGUCCAUGGAUCCUCUUCUCGGUGGCAAUUUGUUCUCCAUGACGGGGGAACGUUGGAAGGAGAUGAGGUCGAUAGUUAGCCCGACAUUCACCUCCAGUAAAAUGCGCGUCAUGUUCGAACUGAUAUCAAAAUGCGCUGACGACUUUACUGAUUAUUUAGAAAAACAGCCUUGCCCGUUUACCGUUGAAAUGAAGGGCCUCUUCACGAGAUAUACCAACGACGUGAUAGCCACAGCCGCGUUUGGCAUCAGCGUUAAUUCGUUGGAGAAUCAGGAGAACGAGUUUUACCUUAUGGGUAAAGACGCCACAAACUUUGGUGGCCUGCGAGCCGUUAAAAUGUUCUUGUUCACCUGGAGUCCCACGUUGAUGAGGCUCCUAAGACAGACCUUCGUUUCGCACAAAGUGGCAACAUUUUUCCGCAAUCUAGUCAAGGACACAAUAUCGACGAGAAUUAAAGACGGAAUCGUCAGGCCGGAUCUGAUCCAUCUACUGAUGCAGGCCAAGCAUAAACAGGGAGACGAAAAAUUGUCUAUCGAUGAAAUUACUGCGCAGGCUUUCAUUUUCUUUUUCGCCGGUUUCGACACUGCUUCGACGCUGAUGUCCUUUACUUGUCAUCAGUUGGCCGUUCAUUCCGAUAUUCAGGACAAACUGAUCGCCGAGAUUGACGCCGCGUACGAUGAAGAUGGCGGCAAGCUCUCUUACGACAAAGUUAGCCAACUCAAGUAUCUCGAUAUGGUCUUGAAUGAAACAUUGCGCUACUAUCCACCUGCUGUAUUCACCGAUCGCUUAAGCAACCUCGAAUUUGAACUGCCGCCGCCGAAUGGAACCGACAAACCGGUACUCGUUGAGCCUGGGACUCGAGUCUGGAUUCCGAUAUUCGCCCUUCACCAUGACCCCCACCAUUUCCCUGACCCUGAGAAGUUCGACCCGGAAAGAUUCAGUCCGGAAAACAAGGGAAGCAUCAAUCCCUUUGCUUAUAUGCCAUUCGGUGUUGGUCCCAGAAACUGUCCUGGAAACAGGUUCGCCCUGAUGGAGACUAAGAUCGUGCUCUGCUGUCUUUUGAGGAAAUUCCGCAUUUGUAUCGGUUCCAAGACCCAAGUUCCUCUAGUCAUCAACAGAAAGUCGCCAGCCAUGGCAGCCGAGCAUGGAUUCUGGCUGGAUUUGGAAUCGAGGAAACCGGUUGCUUGUUGAUUUUUGACAAAAUAUGGAUUUGUUAAAUUGUGUUGUGUACGACG
Messenger RNA from Diprion similis, 1844 nucleotides. Its product is annotated as cytochrome P450 9e2-like. Lineage: Eukaryota; Metazoa; Arthropoda; Insecta; Hymenoptera; Diprionidae. The record is from RefSeq and is a predicted model, not a curated record. Gene Ontology annotation, molecular function: iron ion binding; heme binding; monooxygenase activity. The coding region runs from base 256 to 1800 and encodes 514 amino acids. The transcript has a single exon.